AUCGUCAACUAUAUAAAAGCUGUUGUAUGUUUCCAUGUUUCAUUUUCAAAAAUGGGACUGAGCUGCGGAUACAGAUGCUUGCAAAUCCUCCUGAUCAUAUUCAACAUUGGAGUUUUUAUAUGUGGCAUUGGGCUCAUUGGAGCAGGUGCAUAUGCACUCAGCUCCGUUGUUAAUCACUGGAAAGAAGUAGAACGUCCUCUUCAAUAUCUCAUAAUCUUUGUCAUCGUACUGGGAUGCAUUAUUUUCCUACUCGGAGCACUAGGAAUGUGUGGCGCAUGCACGAAAAAUGUUUGUCUUUUAACAACGUAUUGUAUCCUCCUUGUGAUUUUGAUCAUUGCCCAGAUAGCUGCUGGAAUAAUCGCAAUUAUGCAUAAGCCAAAGAUUAAACAUGAAAUUUCUGAUGCCUUGAGUUCACUUGUAAAACGCUUCAAUACUGAUGAAAAUGUAAAUAUAGUCUUGAACGAAAUUCAGCAUAAGUUGAGAUGUUGCGGUGCCAAAUCACACAGUGACUAUGGAAAUAAGCCACCAAGAUCAUGUUAUGAUGGUGAAGUGUUAUUUGGAGAGGUAAGGUAUUUUCAAUUUUUGUUUUUUCUAAAGUAAUAAUUUUCACUGUUUACGACACAAAUGAAAGUAUUAUUAAGUUACUAGAGUGAAAAUGUCGCAUUUUUAUGAGCCUCACACUUCUAUAGUGUUCAUUUGAUUAACUAACUUUGGUAAACACAAACGUUUGAACACUGGAAGCGCUCCCGUUUCUUUUUAAAUCAGCAUUUAUUUAGUCGCGCGAAGUGAAUAUUUCAAUUUAUAAAAUGAAACAAGUUCAUGAAAUAAACGCGUAUAAGGUGAACCACAGAAAUAACCAUACAGAGAAGAGUCAGAUGAACACAUAGUUUGAAAUAACCGGCUUGUAAGUAAUUGUGCUCAUUCUCAAGAGAAUAGGUAUUAACGAGAUGGAAUAGUGCUACAGGUGAGCAGUAUGGAUACUGUAUAAAGCAUUCGGAUCUUAUUAUUUCAAUUAGCUUUGAGUGGUACAGAUUUACUGAAGAAAAGGAAUUAAAACCCCUAAACUGUUGAAUACAACUUACCUCCCCGUUCUGUUACUUCUUCUCGAAAAUAAGUCGUGAGAAUUGCGACCUAAUAUAUAUAUAUAUAAUUUUCACAUGUCAUCAAUAAGUGGCAGUAAGAUACCUUAACUGACUUCAAAAUGUGAAAGGAUAAAAUAAGUAAAGCUUUCGCAAAUAAUUCUACGAGUAGCAGAAUAUUCUGAUAAGCUAUGCUGUGACCGGCUCCUUAGACUAAAUGGGUUAAGAACCUAGACAUAAGACAAACUGAAAUAUCUGCUUUCUGUUACAGAUCAGGUGGUAUACAGUGCAAGUGAGGGAACUCGGAAGUCACCCAUUGCUCACCUCAUCUAAUUUUGUAAUAUAAUACAACGGUUGCUUAACUGUUAGCUAAGUACAAGGGAUCAUUCACUUUCAAUUAAUUCUCUUUUCAGGGAUGUGUUCAAAGGCUUAGUGAAUUGGCUAAAAAGAAUAUGAAUGCCAUCAUAGUAUGCGUAUUCGUUUUUGCAUUCCUACAAGCAAUCUGCCUAAUAUUCGCCAUCUGUGUUCUUAUGGCAAUAAAACGAGGUGAUGAUGAUUGAGUUCAAACAGCGAAGGUGGAUAUACAGCCUGUAAACAGCAAGUAAAGAGAGUGAGAAAGAGAACUUGAAAUAAAGCAAAACAUUAACGUAUAUAACUUGAAUUAUAAUGCACCUUUCUAAUUCAUCUACAUUGUUUAUACUCUCCUUGGAUUUACAUUCUAAAAAUCUUUCAUACUAGAAAGUCUUUUUCAAUAAUCCGUGUAACAUUACUAAUUCUGUCUAUAUGUUUAAUUACAUAGCAUUAAAACUUUGUUUAUCUAUGUGACUGUCUGUUUCUAUCUUGAAUGUAUACUGAGAUCUGUUGAAGUUUGAAAUAAAAAAUAAAAUUGAAACCAUCUUCCCGAGUGUUUCAACUGUCAGAUUUACAACACAAAUUGUUUAUUAGAAGGU
Molecule: messenger RNA, 2029 nt
Organism: Trichobilharzia regenti
Lineage: Eukaryota; Metazoa; Platyhelminthes; Trematoda; Strigeidida; Schistosomatidae
Source: the annotation of a GenBank genome assembly